AUGAGCCAUUCCAAUGGGUUGGUGGGUUGGGGAAUGGGCCAUGCCGACCAAACCCAUCCGUCUUCAGCUCCUCCGUUAAGCUCCUUUGGACUGGAACUCGCCUCGCAUCCUCGAUGGACAGCACGUUCGUUCCUACGAGUUCAGCUCACUGGAGAGGAAGACGAGUCGAGCAUCGAAAGAAGCACGAGAGGUCUUUCGCACGAGUCGAGCACAUUCGUCGAGCACUUUGAGGGUUUUUUGAGCUGCAAGUUCUUCCAGCAACUGGGGGGCAACUGGGGCAACUGGUGCCCACGGGCCCCACGGGCCUUCGAUAUUUGUUUUGUGCCGCCCCGCCUAGGCACCAGGCGGUCGCAGGCCCAGGCAGUCGGCUCCAGGCACUUGAAUGUUGCAAUGGCGAAUUUGUUUUGUGUCACACAAAAUGCUUCGCCUUUGCAACAUUCAAGAGUGGACUAUUCCUCGAAAUGCAUGUGUUUUUUUUGUUGCCCGCGUUGCCAGAAGACCAUUUGA
This is a messenger RNA of Durusdinium trenchii, 507 nucleotides long. Lineage: Eukaryota; Dinophyceae; Suessiales; Symbiodiniaceae. The record is from the annotation of a GenBank genome assembly.